AUGGUGCCUGGCAUCACCGACGACGAUGCCCCACCCCCGCGGUCUAUAGAGGAGGUUGAGGGUCUGAUCAAUGCCCUGUACAGCCCCUCCACAACACCGGACAACGUUCACGCUAUAAACCGAGUGCUGCAGAAGCUCCAGCGUUCCCCAGAAGGAUGGCUCUUGGCAACCUCCCUCAGUAAUAGCUCCAAUGAACAUGUCCAGUUCUUCGCAGCUUCCACUUGGAUGGUCAAGCUUAACACCGACUGGCAGGGACUGUCGGAACAUGACGCGCUCGCACUGCUAGACACGCUAAUAACCUGGUUAAUACGGGUUGUCGACGUCGGAUUCAAGCCGUUUAUAUGGAGAAAGAUCUGUGUCACGCUCGUCAACUACUAUAUCCGAUUUCCUUCGUUAUGGACAUACUGUAUUCGACAUCUCAUUUGUCGGUUCGCUGGCGUUACAUCCGGGGUACAGCAAGAAGGACUUCAUAAUCUUCCACCCACGUCCACCCUACUAGCUACAUUCAGCAAUUUGUCAAAGACCGUCAUUGUGGGUUUCACUCGUACUUUGAUCGAGGAAGUUGGAAAGAUUGAGUCUCGGAAUAGUAAAGGUCAUAAAUAUUUCGAAGGAAUGAACUUGAAUACGCCGGAUGCAGCUAGCGUGGUAAUGACCGUUCUCAUGGAACCCGGUAGUCCGUUAAGCCAGCUUAGUGUGGAGCAAGUUACACUUGUCGAGGAAGCUCUAAGAUGCUAUCAGUCUUGGGCGACGUAUUCAACCCGCGAGGCCAGCGAGGCUCUACAGGUUUUCCAACCAAUCACAAGAAUCACAUUUGAAUGGCUGGAGAGCCCACAGAUAUACCGGAUCUCUGCUGAAACGGUAACAGAGAUGUUGACUAAUAGCUUCUACUUCUACACCGCCGAAGACAAUCAUGUCCUGGCUGAAAGGAUAUCUGGCACAUGGGGUCAAACGAAGUUUUCGCAAGUGGUACCGAAGGAGCAUGAUGAUUACGAUAGCGAAGAGACAGAUGCUUUCGCUCAUCUGCUGGUGGCAUUUGCAGAAUCAAAUCUCAAGGGAUUAGCUCUCUCGGUGGACUCGCACACCUCUACAACUAUCCUGGAAAUGCUUCAUGGCUUACUACGAUUGCCAGGGUACCCGAUUGCCGAUGAAGAAGUUUCCAAUCUCGAAUUCGAAUUCUGGUCAUCACUUACCGAACUUAUGACCGAUUACUACUCCAAAGAGGAUGAGCAGAAGCCACCAUGGUGGAAUAUUUGUCGUGGUCAUCUGCUUAGAGCUGUCCAAGAAUACUGGAUGAAGAUUAGGAUCCCUCCUCCAGAUGUCUUGGCAGAAUGGUAUAAGGACGACAAAGAUGGGUUUCAAUCAUACCGGAAGGACUUCGCAGAUCUGGUGGAGACGGCGUAUCCUGUUUUACAGGCUGAAUUAUUUGUGGAAUUGGUCCAGCAUGCAUUAAACCAGGUCAAUACGCCAACCCCCGACUGGCAGGAAGUAGAGAGCUGCCUUUUUUGCAUAAACGCACUGGCAGAUUGCCUUAACACAACAGAUCCACAGGAGUACGCAUAUCUAUCUGCAUUGUUCCAAUCCCCUCUCUUUUCUAUCCUUGCAAACCCGGAAAACUCUGAGCUCUCGCGGACAAAGCUGUCGGCCAUUAGCGUCAUUGGCAGCUACUCCGAAUAUUUUGAGAAACAUACCGAACUCCUCCCCGGUGCUCUCACAUUCCUAUUUUCUUCCCUCACUAUUCCUAAACUCAUCAACCAAGCCUCUAAAUCCAUUCUCUCUCUGUGUUCCUCAUGCAGAACUAAGCUCGUCUCCGAGCUUCCCGCCUUCAUCCAACACUAUCAAAUAUUUGCUUCUCGCCAUCCCAAUGAAAGCCUUGGCCGUGAACGGGUUCUUGGUGCCUUAGGCUGCCUAAUCCAAGCCCUUGACCGCGAAGAAGACAAAGUUGGUGCUCUCGACCCCCUCCUCACAUCAAUUUCUGGCGACCUUUUCGCAGCAAAACAACUUUUGUCUGCUAGAUACGAGGAAGAGGCGAAGGAGCGCGCUUUACUCGCACUCAGGUGCCUUGUUAGUCUUGGCAAGUCUCUUCAAGCACCCGACGACGGUCCCAUAGUUAUCGAUGAGAUUAGUGGCGCACAUAAACCACGGACUAUAUGGGACGACGGGCCUGGCCACCAGCUGCAGAUAUUCCUUGCCCAAACCGUCGAGGAUAUUUCAGGUACUUUUCCUAAGGACAGGGAAGUUACAAAGGAGGCAUGUGAUGUUUUUCGUUGUGGGUUCACAGAGACAUCUCCCGGGCUGCUGGUUUUCCCGCCUAGUCUGGUAGUUGGCUUUUUGUUGUCGUGCGGUGCGAGGUCGAUGUUCUACGAUAUUGUCAUCGGAACAGCAAGUGCUUUUGUCAACUGUAUCAGCCCGGAGGGAUAUGAUGAAUGCAGGAGAUUAACUGGAUAUGUGUUUGGGCUUAUCCAGAGUUUAGAAGGUCCCGAAACGGAUCCAGAGCUAGCGCAUAAUAUCCUUGAAUACGCUAAUAAGUUAUUAACAAAGCAUCUACACCUAUUCCUGGAAGUCCAAGAAUCAGUCCUGGGGCGAGUUUUGUCCCUUGCGCUCACAAGUCUCGUUUCUAAGGAACAGUUCCCCAAAAAGACAGCAUGCACGUUUUGGACAAAUCUUAUUACAACAGCUGGCGACAGUGAGGAGCAGAAGAUGAUGAUUGAGAUGAUUCUACAGCAGACCGGAGAACUACUGGCGAAGAAUCUCGUCAUGGCGAUCGGUGGUGGUGCGGCACGCAGUGAACUCGACAAUGUUACCGAACCCCUAAAAAAGAUGGUAUUCAAACAACUCCAUGCUCGUAAAUGGCUCGAGAAUAGUAUGUUCUCCAAUGGCGACGCCUUCCCCUCGCAGAAAAUUAGCGUGGAGGAUAAGUCUAUGUUCCUCAAGAAAUUAUUCACUUUGAGAGGCGGGAGAGGAACGAAUGCUCUAGUCAAAGAGUUCUGGCUGGCGUGUAGGGGGACCGAGUUUACUUAUGCGUCAUAG
Molecule: messenger RNA, 3027 nt
Organism: Orbilia oligospora ATCC 24927
Lineage: Eukaryota; Fungi; Ascomycota; Orbiliomycetes; Orbiliales; Orbiliaceae
Exons: 8
Coding region: 1-3027 (1008 amino acids)
Biological process (GO): protein import into nucleus
Cellular component (GO): cytoplasm; nuclear membrane
Source: RefSeq, a predicted model, not a curated record